UUCUCCUAGGCGCGGCGAUGUCGUGACAUGUGAUCGGCGUCGCCCUCUCUUGGCGAUACGCAACAAGCAACGAAUACUUGUAGACACUCAGUCCACCCGGCUAAACCACCGUCGCUAGAUCACUGGAGGCGGAUAGUUGGGCCACACCGAGCCUGUUCUCAUCACACCAGCCCACCUGAACUGUGCACCAGUGCACAUGGCAACCCUCCAGUCUGCCCGAGGUGGUCACACAGCCGCCUCCAGUGCCAUCAGCCAUGCCUCGCGCGCCCUGACGUCACCCGCUGGCCCUGGCACACGGCGGGGUCUCCGAGCCAACCACUGCCACCAGGAGAAGCCCAGCAGAGAUGGGAUCAGCCCACGGGCUAGAACCAUGAUGAGAUACACAGCCUGCCUAGUGCUAGUGAUGUUGGUGCUCGCUGUGACGGAGGUGCACUCUAUCGCCUGUCCCGCGAACUACUGCAGCUCUGUGACAUGCAGCACAGAUCUGAAGUGCAGCAGCAAUCAGCUCUUGAAACCCAACAGCACUACAUGUGGCUGCUGUUCAUCCUGUGUUACUCAGCUAGUUGAAGGAGAAUACUGCAUCCCAGUUGGUGGUCUAGGCUAUCCUUCCGGUUAUGAAUGUGGAAGCAACUUGAACUGCAACUACACUUUGGGUUACUGCGUCAAGAACUCGGCUUAGUACAUUGUUGUCAAUAAUGUAUAAGUGGAUUAAGACUAAGUAAAAAUUAUGAAAUAAAUAUAAUUUCAUAGAAAAUGUAAA
Molecule: messenger RNA, 760 nt
Organism: Bacillus rossius redtenbacheri
Lineage: Eukaryota; Metazoa; Arthropoda; Insecta; Phasmatodea; Bacillidae
Exons: 3
Coding region: 197-679 (160 amino acids)
Source: RefSeq, a predicted model, not a curated record